Molecule: messenger RNA, 4964 nt
Organism: Danio aesculapii
Lineage: Eukaryota; Metazoa; Chordata; Actinopteri; Cypriniformes; Danionidae
Gene: gnaz
Product: guanine nucleotide binding protein (G protein), alpha z polypeptide
Exons: 3
Coding region: 1147-2214 (355 amino acids)
Biological process (GO): adenylate cyclase-modulating G protein-coupled receptor signaling pathway
Cellular component (GO): heterotrimeric G-protein complex
Molecular function (GO): G protein-coupled receptor binding; GTP binding; GTPase activity
Source: RefSeq, a predicted model, not a curated record
UUGACCGACUCUUGCAGCUGGCUAAGCGAACCAGCAGGGCUUCAGAACAUCUGCCAUAUCACACAUUCACAGAGUGAGCACUAUUAUUCUCCAUUCAAACCCAUUGUUCUUUGCAAUACGGCUUGUAUUUUCUCCUCCAGAAAUCUCUCGGUGCCUUGUUCUGCUUUCUCUUUUUCCUCAGGAUUUAAUCCUACUAGCUGUUUUCCCCUCUCUUCUCCUCUAUCCCCACUGACUCCUCCCUCCCUUGCUCUCAUACUCACGAACGAACACACUUGAACACAAGCACACAUACAUACACACGCACACACACACACACACACACACCCUCCUCCCCCAUCGCUGCAGUGUCUCUUAACUGCCUUGGAGCUAACAAGAGGGUAAAUAGCACACCGACAAUUAUUAGAGAAGGAGAGAGCACAACACAGAGAAAGAGUGGCAGUGAAUGAGUGCAUGUGUGCGAGGAGAUUCAGGCGGAUCUGAGGAUGUUGGCGAUUCGGGACUAAGGGGACGGAUCGCGCGCUCCCUCUGCCUCCCAAGUGAAUGUUUGUCUGCAGUGUUGCUGGUGAAUGGACGGCAAGCAGUGAAACGGAACGAGGGCUUUUAGCUGCCUCACUGGCUUAUGUAAGCAGGACGAUCUAGUACACAGAUGCCCGAAACAGUUCACAAAAACAAAGGUCUGACAGUCCAUUGGAUGGAACGUUCUGAAGAAUACUAAGGGAGGGAGGAGCUGUCAAUAGAUGAAUGAAUCACAGAAAUACAGGCAAUCACACUGGACGCCAUGAGGGAGGAGAGUGAAGGAAUUUUACGGUUCCGACUUUCUCUUGAUGAACACUGACAAGUCCACUAAAAGCCUGCCGUGCUAAGGGGAUAAGUCCCCUGAUAUGAACCUCAAAUCUUUGGGAUCUCAAAAUCAAACAAGCCCUUAUGCCAGGGCCUGAGUGGGGCUUCCGCCAUGUCAUGGUAGCACUGCACACCAAAACGUCAACCCUUGAAAAAAAAACUAAACUGUAGACUUGCACGAUGAAAGUUGUCUAACACCAAUCAGGCAGACGCUUAUCGUAGGAACAGCUCAACUGUAUCAACAUUUCGCAUUGCAUACUUUUCAUCCAUUUUCCCUCUCCCUGGUAUUACCAGCAAAGUCCAACUAUGGGGUGCCGGCAGAGUACGGAGGAGAAGGAGGCCGCCAGGCGUUCACGGCGCAUCGAUAGACACCUCCGAUCAGAAAGCCAGCGACAGCGUCGUGAGAUUAAACUCCUGCUUCUAGGCACCAGCAACUCAGGCAAGAGCACCAUCGUGAAGCAGAUGAAGAUCAUCCACAGUGGAGGCUUCAACCUGGAAGCCUGCAAGGAGUACAAGCCUCUCAUCCUCUACAACGCCAUUGACUCACUCACCCGCAUCAUCCGUGCACUCGCAACCUUGAAGAUAGACUUCCAUAACCCUGAUCGUGCUUAUGAUGCAGUGCAACUCUUCGCCCUCACCGGGCCGGCUGAGAGCAAGGGCGAGAUCACGCCAGAGCUCCUGGGGGUGAUGAAGCGAUUGUGGGCCGAUCCAGGCGUCCAGGAGUGUUUCUGCCGCUCUAAUGAGUACCACCUAGAGGACAAUACAGCUUAUUAUCUAAAUGACCUGGACCGCAUUUCCGCCCCAGAGUACAUUCCAACCGUCGAGGACAUUCUGCGCUCACGUGACAUGACCACCGGCAUUGUUGAGAACAAGUUCACCUUCAAAGAGCUCACCUUCAAAAUGGUGGAUGUGGGUGGCCAGCGUUCAGAAAGGAAGAAGUGGAUCCACUGUUUUGAGGGUGUGACUGCCAUUAUAUUCUGUGUGGAGCUCAGUGGCUAUGACCUCAAACUUUAUGAAGACAACCAGACGAGCCGUAUGGCAGAGAGCCUGCGUUUGUUCGAUUCCAUCUGCAACAACAACUGGUUCACCAAUACCUCGCUCAUCCUUUUCCUCAACAAGAAGGAUCUUCUGGCCGAGAAGAUCAAGCGUAUCCCACUUACGGUUUGCUUCGCUGACUACAAGGGCCAGAACACCUACGAGGAGGCGGCCGUGUACGUGCAAAGGCAGUUUGAGGACCUCAACCGCAACAAGGAGACCAAGGAAAUCUACUCGCACUUCACUUGCGCCACUGACACCAGCAACAUCCAGUUUGUGUUUGACGCGGUGACGGACGUGAUCAUCCAAAACAAUCUCAAGUACAUUGGGCUGUGCUAGGACGAGGGGAUGGGGGAGAGAGGCGGCAGGCGCGGCAAACGAAAAACUCUUGAUGAACGACAAGGCCUGUCUGUCAAUUGUUUGGGCGCCCUCGAAAACAUUUGCUGAAACAGGAACUCAGUUGAAGCCCGGAGGAAAGGGCUACAUGCUGCCAUCCUGCUAGGUUUAUCAAUGUCAAAUAUGUAAAGGUCAAGAAGGAUUUUACAAGGUUGGUAUAAAUGUGUUUGCACUGAACAUAUGAGUAUGUAGACACACACACACAUGCAUCGUUAUGUUUUUUCUCACACAUCAGACUUUGGGAUCAGCCGUCAAGGCUAUGUUUGACAUGGAAACACUGGAAACAGAUCUCCCCGCUCCUCUCUUCCCUGAGAAACAGCAGGAAUUCCUUACCAUCCAAGAAUAGGGACCGUUCACCCAAAAAUGACAAUUCUGUCAUCAUUUACUCGUUUUAAACCUGUAUGUCUUAUUUUCUUUUGUGCAGCAAAAAAAGAGAGAUGUUUAGCUGAAUUUCUCUUCUCUUUUCCAAACAACGUCAGUAAACGUUAAAUGAUAAAUAUGAUGUCACCUUAUUGGGAAAGAUCUUGAAGUGAAAUCUUUGAUUCCAUUUCAGUACAUCACAGUUGCUCAUAAUUCAGUGUUUUUUGGUGGUUAGGAAAAUUCUGUUGCCAGAUGAUUCCUAUGGAUAUUCUGAUUGUUCUGUAUCAGCCCAUUUGGUCAAAAUUGUCAUUCUGAUAGCUAAUGUAUUAGUACAAUAACACAGUAAACGUCCUCAACAAUAUUAACCAGUCUUAAAGUCUGCAUGAACCAGAAGCUGCAACUAUUGUUUUCGUAUUUUGAUGCAAUUCUUAGUGGAAUGGAAUACCCAGUGAGAAAAAAAAGUGGGCGUGGCUUGUUUUUUGUUAACUGUGAGCUAAUUGGAUGUAGUAAAGUAGGCGUUUCAUUCAAAGAGAUUGAGAAAAGGGUUUCGGGAGAGUUAUUACAACCUAACAGAUGCCUGGUCCUCUCCUCUUCUGUUUGUUGUCAUACUACUGUCAAAACUGACAGUUGGACAAUACCUCAGAAAGACGUUAUUUGAGAAUUGAAAACAAACAGGAAGUGCAUUUUCAGAUUUUUUUUUUCUAAAUGACAUGCAUGGUUGAAUUGUUUACCAUGAAACUAACAAUGCGAGCUAACAAAAUCAAUAUGCUUAGUUUUGAUUUCAAGUGUAAUUUAAGACUGUGGCUUAUGAAGCUGAUGACGGGAUGAGUAUCAGUCAGUUUAGUUUUGAGGUGUGCUUUACUCCUAGUCAGAAAACUUUUGCGUGCUCUUUGUCCAUGUUCAUUUGGCAUCCAUCAGUGUUGCCACCAUAGGUGAGAAAGAUACCUCUCAUAAUCUCUUAAAUUUAAUGAACAAGUUCUUGAGGGGGGAAAAGCUAACUAAUGAAAGUGAGUAAAGAAUUUAAGAUGGCUAUUCUAAUUUUAAGGCAUCUUACUUUAGUAUUAAAGUUCACAAAUAAAUACAUUAUGACAAACGUCAAGCAAGCAUCGCAUUAGUUUGUAUAUAUAGUAGGUCAGCUAGUAGGAGCAGAUAGAAUAUUUCUCACUCCCCUGCCCUCAAGAGGGACUCUAGCGACAGUUGCUAAAGGUUACAGUCUUUGGCAUCCUUGUUAGUGCACCUGCCACCCAUGUCAAAAACUAUGAUUCAAAAGCUGCUCGGAACAGGGCAAGUAAAACCAGAGAGGUUACAUUGGUGCCAUGACCCAGACGGGACUAAUAGGAACUGUGAGAGGAAAUCUCUCUCCCCUGGCCUGUGUGCCUGACACCAAUUUUGUAAACACAGGUUUAAAAUCUGUCUCACAGAAGUGUGAAAAGAACCUAAGGAGUUACACAGCUGAAGUAGGAAGGUGAGUCUAAUAGAGGCCACCUAGUAUCAGUUGUGUAGGUAAAGCUGGCUGAAAAAGUGCAGUAGGAGCUGUAUGAAUUAUCCUUCAUCAACUUAUCUUAAAAAGUGCACUAUUAAUUCAUGCUAGAAGCAGCACUUUUUAUCUCAGUUUUUGCUUUCAUCAUCCAAGUUUGAAAUGCUAGUUCAGGAGUGGACCAUGUAGAACCGCAAGGUUUACAUUGGUGCCGUGACCCGGAGGGGUUUUGGAGUGAGUGUAACUGUUCAGGUAGACAUCGCUCCACUGGCCUCAAGACAUGUACUAGCAAAUGACACAAGGGGCCAUGGUCUUUAGCAUCCUUCUUAGUGUACCCUCAAACAGUUCUGGAAACAAUAUUUGAAAUACGCUCACUACUGGGUGAGUAGAACUGGAGGGGUUACAUUGGUGCCGUAACCUAAGUGGGGGCAAGGUUCAGGGAGAUCUGCGUGAUGGAGGGCAGAUAGUAGGAACUACCCUGGCCUCAAGAGACUCCAGAAUUUAGUGUCCUUCUUAGCACUCCUGCCUCCCAUGCUGAAAAUUCUGGUUCAAAUGCCACUUGGUGUGGGGCAAGUAGAACCAGAACAGUUAUACUGGUUUUAUUUGCAGUGUGUUCAAGUACAACUUUUUAGCCUAUGCGCUUGUUAAGUUGUGAUGUAUGAAAUACUGUUUCCGGGUCCAAGCCGCUACUAAUUUGAACUGAGAAAAUAUUCGUUUAUGGCCACUUUUUAGUCCUAUCACACAUUCAAGUGAAUUUUAUAUAAAAUCAUGGUGUACACAACAGUCUCUGGACUUGCUGCAUCACAAAUAACAAAAUUUUAACAAUUUAUAAAAAAUUCUGGCCAUUGGAUAUUAG